AUGCCAACAUUCAACUCCUUUUUACAAGUCGUUCAGCACGGUGAUAGAUACCCAUACGGCUCAUUGGAACAUUUCGAACUCGGCAUUCCUGUUCCCAUUGUACUAUUCGAUCGUGUCAUUGGCAAUGUGCUCCCCGACCUCUUCCCUCGUCUAAAGUCAUACAACGACGCAUGCUCACCAGCACCAUUCAUCAUUUCCAACAAUCGAAUCGAAUUCCAAUCAUGGGUUGACUCUUUUGAAAAACGUACCGAGGUGAUCAAAACGAUGAUGGAUUCAUGGAGACCCCACGUCAAAGCAUUGGCAGGCUGGCGAAAUGAGCUCUAUCCUGUGUAUGGCGAUCCUUCUAGGGAUGACAACAUUGCAUUUGUGAUGGAACGUGCAGCUACUCCACUCCUUGGUAUCUCUACAUUUGGUGUCCAUGUCAACGCUUAUGCACGUGAUGAGGAACAUGGAUUGCGUAUGUGGGUCGCUCGUCGUGCAUUGACAAAACAAACAUGGCCUGGUUUAUUGGAUAAUUGUGUGGCAGGUGGUAUCAGCUACGAGUAUUCAACCAAAGCAACGGUGGUGAAAGAAUGUGAUGAGGAAGCGAGCAUACCAACCUCGAUUGCAGAAACCGCUACCAAUGUCGGCAUGAUCUCAUACUAUACAUAUACCGAAUAUGGACUUCAACCUGAGACCCAGUACAUUUUCGAUCUUUGUUUACCCAAUGAUUUUACACCUACACCCAAGGAUGGCGAAGUCGAUUGUUUCUACUUGUGGGAUAUGGAUCAAGUGAAAAAGACGAUUUUGAAUGGAGAAUGGAAGCCCAACUGUGCUCUUGUGGCCAUUGAUUUCAUGAUCCGGCAUGGUAUCAUCACAGCCGACAAUGAACCCAACUUUAUCGACAUCAGCACACGCCUUCAUCGAAGACUCGAGUUUCCCAAUCCACAAAAGACCUAUUGCUAG
Lichtheimia ornata is the source of this 945-nucleotide messenger RNA. RefSeq lists its product as uncharacterized. The record is from RefSeq and is a predicted model, not a curated record. Gene Ontology annotation, molecular function: 8-oxo-dGDP phosphatase activity. The transcript is spliced from 5 exons. The coding region runs from base 1 to 945 and encodes 314 amino acids. NCBI's taxonomy places the organism in Eukaryota, Fungi, Mucoromycota, Mucoromycetes, Mucorales, Lichtheimiaceae.